Musa acuminata AAA Group (dessert banana) is the source of this 483-nucleotide messenger RNA. RefSeq lists its product as uncharacterized. The record is from RefSeq and is a predicted model, not a curated record. NCBI's taxonomy places the organism in Eukaryota, Viridiplantae, Streptophyta, Magnoliopsida, Zingiberales, Musaceae. Bases 1 to 483 code for a protein of 160 amino acids. The transcript has a single exon.
AUGGACCUUCUCGAUGCCCUCGAUGUGUCGACUAGGUCCAUCAAGGACAUGCUCAAGGCUUUCUUUGUCUUAGCCCUCUACAUGCUUAACUGCACUGCCCUAAUUGAAUUAGGCGUUGUGCCACCCCUCUUCUCACUGGUGGUGAAAGACGGGUGGAGGGGGCUGGUGGAGGAUGCGAUGAUGACAAUCGCCCAAGUGGUUGGAUGCAACGAGAGUGCGAAAGCAUUCCAAAUGGUGGACGACAUCAAUGUCCUAAUAGAUCUGGUGGUUGGGGAGAGAAGGAGAGUGAGGGAAAAUGCUACAACUGUACUACAGAAUCUGUUAAAGAACAAUAGAGACAAUACAAUGGGAGAUGUCAAGGAGAUGGACGUGGUGGACGCAACCAUGAGGGCUUUGGUUGACAACGAUAGUAGAACGAACACGAGGGGGAAGAGCAAGACGAAGGCAUCGUUGAAGGUUAUGGAGAGCAGGCAGGGGAGCUAG